Messenger RNA from Rosa chinensis, 719 nucleotides. RefSeq lists its product as uncharacterized. The record is from RefSeq and is a predicted model, not a curated record. Bases 108 to 596 code for a protein of 162 amino acids. The transcript has a single exon. NCBI's taxonomy places the organism in Eukaryota, Viridiplantae, Streptophyta, Magnoliopsida, Rosales, Rosaceae.
ACCCUACACUUUUAGCAAACCAAAACCAAGUAUGCACAGGAUAAGAGCUCCUUCCUUUUAAUAUAAAAAACCAGUACAUCACCAUCUCAAUUCUCAAGCACACAACAAUGGAAAAGAGAAGAGAGUUGAGUGGGAGAUCAGUAACGAAGCAAAGAGAGCUUCUUCAAGCUCAAGACUAUGUCAUGCACAUGGUUUUGCUCACCGCGGGAGCAUCUGUGUCGGUUUUGAUGGUGUUUCUCAUGGAGCAGUGGCGGGCGUGGGUGUUCAUCGUUCUCAACCUCGUCCUCUUAGCCAUUCUUUUCACUUCAGUCUCGUCCACCUCAGAUGAAAAUCAAGAACGCAAAAACAGCAACGACGAGGCAGAUCGAGUUCCGGUCAAAGUUGAAAUGACGAAGGAGAUGAGGCAAUGUAGUUGGCCACCGGCGCAAGUUGAUCAAGAAGUGGUUAAAGAAUGUGAUGAGGAAGAGUGGUUCGAAGUUGAAGACAAGCCGGAGGAGGAGGAGGUUCCGAAGCUGUCAAAGGAGGCUCUGAAUGAGAGAGUGGAAGCUUUCAUUGUUAUGUUCCGGCAGCAUUUGGUUUCAGAUGCAAGAAAUUGAGUGUAGAAUUAGGGGUCAAUUGUUUGAUCUAUGUGUUCAAAAUCGGCGUUAAAGUGCAUUUUGAUGCCCAAAUAUUCAUAAUUUUUUUUUAAUGUCUCUGGACAAACACUACAUACUUAGCGA